GUGCGUGCAUUUGUGUUGUCCGGUGUUUGAAGACGCUUGGAAUUCGCUUUCAAUUUCUUCGUAGGAAAAAUGUCGGGUGAUACCGAUAAAGCGAAAAUCAGUGACAAUCAGGAUGAAGACAAGAAGUCCGGAGCAGGUGACGGGCAAACCACAGAAGAUGAGUCCUCCCAGGACUCCAAGGGUGAGUCGCAGGCUUCUGAGCCUGCAGCAGCCCAAGGUAACGCCGAUGUAGAUCAACUAGACAGCAAAGAAGAAAUACCACCUAGUGAAGGUGAUACAAAAUCGACUACGGCUAACGGCAAGGACGACGACCCGGCAGGAGAUGACUCUAAAGAUGACACGAGAGAUGAUACGGCUGAUGGUGACACUAAAAAGGAAGAAAAUGGCGAGACACAUGAUGAAGAUGAAAAAGAUGACGUAAAAUCUAAUGACAAGGCUGCAAAGAAGCCAGCUCCGAAAAAGAAAGCUAAGAAGGAGGAUACAGAAGAGGAGGACGAGGAAGAUGAAGAGGAGGAGGAGGAGGAAGAGGAAGGCGAGGAGGGAGAAGAAGAGGAGGACAAGAAACCAGCUAAAGAGAAAGUAAAGAAGCCAGCAAAGAAAGCUAAAGAGGACGACGAGGGUGACGAUGAGGAGGGCGACGAGGAAGAGGAGGAGGAAGAGGAAGAAGAAGAGGAAGAGGAGGAGGCGCCUAAACCAAAGCCUAAGAAAGAGCCAACGGAACCGCCAGUCCCUCUGCCGGCCGGUAAGGGCAUCCCGCUGGGCCAUAUCAGCAAAGUUGAAGUGUCGUUGUCGCGGUUCAAGACGCAGGAUCAGAAACUCUUGCAUCAGUAUUUGUAUGGGCAACUAUGUUUGGAUCGUAACGUGAAGCGCAACAUAAAGAAGUUCAAGGGUUACGAGUGGGCCAUCGGUUCAUCAGAAUACAAGGCGAAGCUCGAGGAGACUACUAAGAUGGAGUCAAAGCAGCUACGGACCAUGUGCGAGAUGCUCGAUCUUGAUAAAAAAGGCUCCGCGGCGGAGCUGUCGGCGCGGCUGGUGGGCUUCCUGCAGCAGCCGGGCCCCAACUCGCCGCACAUGCGCGGCGGCCCGCGCGCGCCCGCCGCCGCGCCGCCCGCCGCGCCCGGCGGCCGCCCGCGACGCUCCGCCGCCGUCAAGGUGCACAACAGAGGCUACUCUGAUGAGGAGUAUGAAUCCGAUCCAGAAACGAAAGUGAAGGGUCCAAAGCCGCCUAAAGACGGAUCUGAAGAUUCCGAUGUAAGUUUUGGCUCGUUCAACCCGAGCGGGUCGGAGGAGGCGGACAGCGACUUCGACCCGGAGGCGGGCGAGAGCGCGGCCGGCGUCGCGCGCAAGCGCAAGUCCACCGGCCGCCGCCGCUCCGCCGGCAAGCCCGCCAAGCGCGGCCGCAAGCCCAAGGGCAAGAAGGGCCGGCCAAGUAAAUCGGGACGCGGUCGACGAGCGAGGUCCGACAGUGAAGAGGAGAGUGAAAAGUCAGAGAGCGAAAGUGAGAACGAGUCCGGAAGCGAAGGAGAGGAAUCUGACGAGCCAAAGUCGAAACGCGGCCGGCCAGCAGGUUCCGUAGCGAAGGGCCGUAAAGGCGCCGUGGCCAAGAACGCUAACGCUAAGGCCACGCCCGUCAAGCGGAAAGCACCAACGCCGCCCGCUAAGAAGAAGGCCGUCGCAGGCAAGGGGGCGGGCCGGCCGGCUAAGAAGGGCGGCAAAAAGGCGUCGUCAGACGAAGAGUCCGGCGAGGGCAGCGAGGAGGACGAGGAGGAGGAGGCCAGCGACGAGGAGGACGACAGCGGGGACGAGUCCGACACGCCCGCCGACAAGAAGGCCAAGCGGCCGCCCACUGACGACGAGAUCAAGAAGUACGUGAAGCAAAUCCUCGAAGGUGCGAACUUAGAGCAGAUCACAAUGAAGACGGUGUGCAAACAGGUGUACAGCCACUAUCCGGACUUCGACCUCGCGCACAAGAAGGACUUCAUCAAGGCCACAGUCAAGUCGUGUAUUUAAGAUGAUAGGAGUUAAGAGCGGAGUGUAGAUGUCUACAUAGUAUACCUAUAGAUUAUAAAAGGACAUAGCUAUAUAUUAUUACAAUAAUAAUAUAUUAUGAAUAAAAUAUUAUGAAAUGAAGUGGAACGGAUAAACACCCGCUUUACUUUACAAGCUCAUAUCAUCGUGAGCAGGUGACUAUUCGGCCGCAAACACAUUCAUAGUCGAGUAAGCACCACUUAAAAAUACUUAGACUAAUGCCCCUAGCAUCGUCCGGCUGUACACCGCACCGCGCAGAUCUUUACACCGUUUUGUUACUCCUAGUAGGUACAUUUGUUUGUUUCGCCGGCGACGCUCUGUGGGCCUGUGUAAUUUUAUGUUGUAGGAAUAAUUCCCAUAGAAGUAAGGAUAACCCAAGUAAAACAGCUCUAGGAUUUGUAAGAUCGUUUUAUUUUAACUGUGCCUGUAUUAGUAAUACGAUCACGUUUGUUGAUUAUGUUAUGAGGAAUGCGGCUCGGUGUUAGCUGGUAACUGAUGUAUUUCCAUUAUUCUCUAGAAUUACUCUACGUUAUAAGUUAUAGUUUGAUAAUAAAAUGCUUAUUUUUUUCACAUAAUCAGUUACAUAAGCGAAUGUUUUUGUAUUGGUAGGUACAUAAAGCUGCAGCGCGAUAAUUAGCGUUUGAGUUUAUAUAUUUUAAUAUGUUUUUUCUAAAUGUGGUUUAUGUUAAUUUUUAAUUUGAACCGAUUACGCUGACAGUUGGACAGCAGCUUUAUGGAUAGUUCGAUUAUAACACGAACGAUUAUACAUGGUGAUAUUUUGAACGAAGUACAUGAGGUAGGGUGGUCAGGGCCUGCAGAUGAAUUUGCGCCGCCAGUAAAAUGGCUUGGCUUGGCAUAAUAAGGUUUAUGAUCGCAUUUUGCAGCUACUUACUCAGACUUAAAUUAUCAUUUAUUGUGAGCUUACCACAAGCACCAACUUUCCACAUAAGGUAAUUUAUUUCCUUUUCGUAUAACCUGGCAGCAUGAUAAUGUACUCUGUCCCCUACGCCUAAUAAUGUUCAAAAUAUCACCUGUAUAAGAACAUGUUUUUAAAGCUCUAGUUUUAAAAGUACAUUUAUGUAAGUUUAUUCCUAACGCUCGAGCCGUAUUCAAUUAUGCUAAAGUCAUGAUAAUCCCUUUUUAUAUGCAAUGAUAUGUACAAAGUUCAGGAACAUUGGAACAAUGAUAUACUUAAUAAAAUUCCAAAUUAAUACACUACUAUAUGUAUAGUGAUAUCACACAAUAUAAUAAUCCGAUUAUUAAAUUAAGGAUUUAAGUAUUAGUGUUGUAAAAUCCAAAAAUAUUUUUUUAUUGGGACCGGGGAAGACAUUGCCUUUGUCAUUUUUAACUUGAGUUAAAAUAACGUAUUGGUACACUAUUGCAAAAUAAUUAGGUAUUAAAAAGCCGGUUAUGUAUAAGAUACUUUCAUAAUGUUUCCUAAUUUAUAAAAUCGUUAAUUUGUUUUCAUGGUGUUUCGGAAAACUGUUUUAUUUUUUUAACGCGGAAGUAGUUUGUAAAAGUUUUCUCGCAGUUCAGCACUAUCGCAAAAUAAAACUAUUCGAUUUAGGGUCGGUUAAGCGUACUUUAAGAAGUGUAAAUAAUACACAGGACUUGCGAUUUUGGGGGGAUGUUGCGUGUUAAUAUUUGUAGACGUGAAAUGUGUUACAUAUAUGGUUGUAAUAGUCACUUGUAAACUAUAAUUCUCAUAUAAUAAUUACAGAAGCAAGUGACUGAUAUAGCUUGAUGUUUGUGUGUAUAUCACACGCAUGUCCCGCGUUGUAAAUUAGUUUGUUUCCAAUAAGUUAGCGUAUUGUUCAGUACAUAAUGUGUUCACGCGGCGAAGUCUAGCUCAUUGGCAGAAUAUCACGAUCCACACACCGCUAUAGUGGUCCCAACCCGUUAGGAUUCCUUUAGUGCAAUAAUGUAACGCGUAACAAGUAUAUUAAAAUCAAUGUCGUUCUUCAAAUCAUAUCAAUGUUUUUGUGGUCAAUCCGAGCUUAGCUUACAUAGACAAGCAUUCUCUCAAAAUAGUGUAUAAGAUGGUUUCUUGAAGGAUCAACCGCUUCUUAUAAUUUUAGGUGCUUAUACAGCAUUUGAUAUUUGUUUUAAAUGUAACUUGUGGCCGAUGUCGCUAAGUCCGUGGGUGAGCUAUGGUAGGUGUGGGUUCGGGCGAGCAGCGACGCGGCGCAAUGCGUUCACUCAUAGAGGUGACCUGUUUUUUGUCUAUAUUCGCUAAUCUCUAUACGUGAAUCGCAUUGGUAAGAGCAGCCCCAGACUUUACCAUCAGGUAAUCCUGGGGUUGUCGUAAUGUCCUAUGUUCUGUUUCCUUCAGUUGGAGGUCGUCUCCCCGCGCGCCCGAGCCUUUUAUUUCUAAGAUAGUUGUAAUCAACAUUAAAUGUGUAUUUGUGAAUUUUUAACCUUAUUUCGGUUGAUGUUUCUUUUUAAAUGUGUAAAUGGCUGAGAUCUGUAGCGAAGUAGUGACAUGGAGUGAUAGCGAGUGACUGGUUCCCCCUUUUACAAUUGGAUAAUAGAUAAUAAAGUAAAUAAAAGUUUGAAA
Messenger RNA from Trichoplusia ni (cabbage looper), 4585 nucleotides. Its product is annotated as protein DEK-like. Bases 70 to 2010 code for a protein of 646 amino acids. The transcript is spliced from 17 exons. Gene Ontology annotation, molecular function: DNA binding; histone binding. Gene Ontology annotation, biological process: regulation of double-strand break repair; chromatin organization. Gene Ontology annotation, cellular component: nucleus. Lineage: Eukaryota; Metazoa; Arthropoda; Insecta; Lepidoptera; Noctuidae. The record is from RefSeq and is a predicted model, not a curated record.